ACUCGCUUCCAAAACCCCGCAUCAUCUCUCUCUCUCUCUCGGCUAUCCUUCGACCAUCUCGUUUCCCUAAAUCCCCAUCUUUUCCUCCUCUCCCCCGCGAGAGGAUCGGUUCCUUUCACUGCGCCGCCCUUCGCCCUCAGGCCCGUUUCCUCCUCUUUCCUCUCCUGAUUUCAGGCAUCACUUGGUUGGAAGAGAAAAGGAAAUGUAUCCUUCAAAGGGGAGUAAUUCAUAUGGGCAACAAUCAUAUGGUGGGCAACAGUCGUACGAUGGGCAACAGUCGUUUGGUGGGCAACAGUCGUAUGGUGGGCAACAGUCGUAUGGGCAAAUCCCUGGAAGUGGGUAUCCUGUGAAUCAGGUGGGGGCUCCAGAAAGUGGACCUCAACAUGCAUUGGUUGCUCGACAAUCUUCAAUGAUGGGUAUGAGUGCUACACAAGAUACAGAUGUGAGUGGGUAUAGGAGCCAUCCAUCUCAAGCAUCCCAGUAUGGAGGACCAUAUGCUUCUGUUUAUGGGUCAUCUACCUUGAGCAGUGGUCAACAGGUUGGUGGAGUGAGUGGUAAAGCGGCAGUUUCAUCCAGCCUUCAGGGUCGAGCAACUUAUUCUUCGGCACUGGCAGAGUCAUCUAAAUUUUCAUCUGGAACUCUUAGCUCCGGUUUGGGAAUGACCAGUGAUGACUAUCUUUCGGCAUCAAAUCGUGGAUAUACCCAGAAAGGCGAUCAGUUUUCUUCAGUGAAAAAUUCUGAUUAUGCUUCAAUGGACAGGAGGCACUACAGUGAGCAUCAGGUUGCUUAUAUUGGGAGGGAGUUGCAGAGUGAUUCAGCUAGAAGAUAUGGUGAAUCUGUCUCCCUUAGCCAUCCGCAUCAGUCAGAGAUGCAUGAUCGCAUAGACCAGGCAACAUUACUUCGUCAACAGCAAAUGCUGAAAGCUCAAUCUCUGCAGUCUGGUUCGGACAUUAGACAAGCUGAUUACUAUGCAGUAAGGGCUGCUCCUAUACAUCAUGGACCCCAAGAGGUUGGUUCAUAUGGUGGAAGGAUGGACACUGAUCCUCGCAGUUUAUCUAUUCUUGGGAGUGCUCCUUAUGGUGGACAACAUGCAGCUUCCAUUUUAGGGGGAGCUCCGAGGAGAAAUGUGGAUGAACUCAUUUAUGCACAGGGGUCAUCUAGUGCUGGUUAUGGGGUUGGUUUGCCCCCUGGACGGGACUAUGUUGCUGGAAAAGGUCUUCGUGGCCCAUCACUGGAGUCUGAUUAUCAAGGGAGUGUUUUAUCACGUGCACAUCCAAGCCUUGGGGCCUCUAUGCUUGAUGAACGGAAGGAUGAUAGGAAUGCCUAUCGUCGAGAACUUGAGAUAAGAGAGGAGGAACGCCGUAGGGAGCUUAUGCGGGAGAGAGAGAAACGGGAAAGGGAGGAACGUGUCCGUGAAAGAGACAGAGAACGUGAAAAGGAUCGCCUUCGUGAGCGCCGGGACAAGGAGAGAGAACGAGAUCGCAAGCAUCUACCUGAUUCUAGGCGGGAACGGACUCCAGCAAGAGCUACUAGAGAUCGCCGCGGUUCUUCUACAUUGAGAGAUGAAAAACCUUUACGUCGUGUCUCGCCCCGUCGAGUGUCACCACGUCGAGAGGUUUUGCAUAGGCAUCGUUCACCUGUUAAAGAAAAAAAGAGAGAAUAUAUCUGCAAGGUCUAUCCAUUCUGCUUGGUGGAUGUUGAAAGGGAUUACUUGUCUUUGAGUAAACGUUACUUUAGGUUAGCGAUAGCGCCAGAGUUUUCCAAGGUUAUUUUAAACUGGCCAAGGGAAAGCUUGAAUCUUUCACUUCAGACUCCUGUCAGCUUUGAGCAUGACUUAUUAGAAGUAGAUGACAAAGAUGUGGAGAAGGGGACAGUUUCCUUGGAUGAAUCAUUGAAAUCCAAGAGUGGAGCUACUGUUUGGAAUGCUAAGGUUAUCUUGAUGAGUGGAAUCAGUAGAGAUGCUUUAAAUGAGCUGUGUUCGGAUAAAAGUGCUGAUGAGAGGAUGGUCCACUUCAACAACAUUCUGAAGUUUGCUAUUCUUAGGAAGGAUCGUGCUUUUAUGGCAAUUGGAGGCCCAAGGAAUGUGGCAGUAGAUGGUGGAGAUCCAUCAGUUGAUGAUCCUUCCUUGAUUCAAACAGCUAUCAGAUAUGUCAAAGAUCUAACUCAACUUGAUUUGCAUAAUUGCCCGCACUGGAAUCGUUUCCUUGAGAUACACUAUGAUAGAGUGGGAAAGGAUGGAUUCUUCAGUCAUAAAGAAGUCACGGUGUUAUUUGUCCCGAACCUAUCAGAAUGCCUGCCUUUGGUGGAUCUCUGGCGAAAUCAAUGGAUUGCGCAUAAGAAGGACAUGGCUGAGAGGGAACGGAGACCGGCCACAAAACAGGAGAAGAAAUCUGGUGAAGAGAAGGAAGCUGUCCAUGGUGUAAAAGGGGAUGAGAGUCUUAGCAAAACCGCAGAGGAUGAUUCUGCUAGAAGUCUUAAAGCUGAAGACUUUCCAGAUGAGAAGGCCGAAGUAAAUACAGAUAACAUCAGUGGAUCAAAGAAAAGCAUAGGCGAGCAGAAAGGCAAAGAACUUGUGUUAAAUGAAAAAAAUAGUGAGAAGGAAAUGAAAGGAUCUGUGGAUGACAAAGAUAAAAUCGAUGAAACAAUAAUUCAUGAUGAGUCCUCUGUGGACCCAGCAGUUGAGGUUCAAAAGCCUGCUGCAAAGAAGAAAACUGUCAGGAAGGUAGUGAAAACGAAGGUUGUGGGUAAGAAAGUACUUGCGGCAACUGUGGACUCAGCUGCCAAGCUUGAUGAAAAGAUGGAUGUCAAGGAUGAAGGAGAUAAACAUAGCAAGCAAGAAAAUGCUGCCCAGGAAGAUGAGAGUUCAGCUGAGCCGCUGAAUGUUAAAACUUCUGUUAAGAAGAAAGUUGUUAGAAAGGUAGCUGGGAGUAAGUCUGCUCAGAAGGAAGAUAAGACCAUAGAAACUUCUGACUCUCAAUCUGAGAAGAAACUGGAGAAAGAACCAGAGUUUCAAGGUGACCAAGCAAAUGACAAGAAAGAACAGUCUGGAACCGCGGUUCUGCAAGCAACUGGGGAUAAGACACCUGGAAAGAAGAAAAUUGUUCGAAAGGUGAUUAAAAGAAAGGUUUUGGCUUCUGAAGAUAAGGACAUGAAAGCAACUAAGCAGAAUGCUGAAGCGAGCAAAGAAGAUGAUGUAAAGGGUCAAGCUGGAAAGAAAGAUGAGGAAUUACUUGAGGGUAGUAACCCUGCAAACAAGACAACAGAGUUAUCUAAAACGGUGGCUGUUGAGAAAGAAAGCUUGAGUGAAAAAAAAAGAAAGGAAGACAAGAAAGAUAGAAGGGAGAGUAGGUCAGGUGAUAACAGUUCGGAGGCAGACAAAGGAGGCUUAAAGAGUAGCAGUGAGCCUGAGUUUGCAAGGCAAAAGGAUUCUAAGAAAGAUGGUCAGGAUACCAAGAAAGAAAGUAUAAAAGAUGAGAAGGAGAAGAAGAAUACAGAUGUGAAGCAUGAGUCUAAAGAAAAAUUACAUAAAGGAGGGAAGGAGAAGGAGAAUUCUGAAGAACCUCCUAAACACCCUGGUUUUUUUCUUCAGGCCAAAAGGAGCAAGGGAUCUAAAAUACGCUCUAUGUCUCUCUCAUUGGAUGGACUCUUGGAUUAUAAUGACAAGGACAUUGAAGAAUCAACAUUUGAGCUUUCACUAUUCGCCGAGUCAUUCAAUGAAAUGCUUCAGUACCAAAUGGGGUGCCGCAUCUUGUCUUUUCUUGAGAAAUUGCGGAAGAAGUUUGUUUUAAAAAGAAAUCAAUGCAAAAGAGAAAGAGAUGAGGAUUCUGAGAAGGGAAGUGGAAAGGAGAAGUCGUCCACAAAGCGUCAGAAGACCAGUGAUGACUCUCCAGUGGAAAAUGAAUGUCAUAAAUCUGAGAUACAGGAUAAUUCUAAACAGGAUAAUGAAGAGAAGAAGGGUGUAGAUGGUUCUGCAGGUGACUCAGAUGAACCUAAAAUAGAAAACAGAAGAGAGGAGGACGUUAUUGAGGAGGAGGAAGAAGAAGAAGAAGAACUAGAAGAUCCAGAGGAGAUUUUUGAAGAGGAUCAGGAAAUGGACGAUGUUGCAGCAUCAGACAAUGAAGCUCAGGAGGAUGGGACGGCGGAUGGAACAGCUGAUUUAGAGGCUGGGUCAGAAAAAACAAGAGAAGAUGGUAAUGGCAAGAAAUCUGCAAAUGAAAAGAGCAGUGAUGAUGUGGUGAAGGUAGAUGAAAAGUCUGACAAGGAGAAGGAACAGACACAUCCUGAGACACAGGUGUCAGAGUCUGUGAAAGAGGAGGUUGUUGAUAAGGAAUUGUUGCUGGCUUUCAGGUUUUUUGACCGAAACAGUGUGGGCUACAUCAAGGUCGAAGAUUUGAGGUGCAUCAUCCACAACAUGGGCAAAUUUCUAUCCAACAGGGAUGUCAAGGAGUUGGUACAGAGUGCGCUUUUUGAAAGCAACUCAGCAAGAGACAAUCGCAUCUUCUACAGGAAGCUUGUGAGGCUAACCGACCUCUAAUUGUAUUCCUGAAACACUGGUGAAUCACCAGGGUGCUUCAAAAUUAUGCAGGAGUUAAUCCUGGAAUUCUGAUUGGUUGCCUCUAAUUGUUCUUUUUGGUUGCCUCUGAUUGUCAUCCCAAGUUACAUGCCUUAUACAUUGUCUUCAUAUUAUAUUGAAAAUUGUUCUGCCAGCUCCUA
Molecule: messenger RNA, 4713 nt
Organism: Elaeis guineensis (African oil palm)
Lineage: Eukaryota; Viridiplantae; Streptophyta; Magnoliopsida; Arecales; Arecaceae
Source: RefSeq, a predicted model, not a curated record